CCCCCGCUGUCGCGCAUGGGUGCCAGCGCCGCUGUUCCUCCCGCCCGGCAGGGGGCGAGCCGCCGCCGAGCGCGGGGGCCGCUCCACUUCCGUGUGGGCGGGCGCAUGGCGGGGCCCGGCGGCGCGGCGGGGCUGGCAGCGGCCCGGGAGCUGCUGGACUUGCGGCCACGGUCAGGACUGGAAGACAUUUUGCUGAUUAAUCCAAAAUGUAGCGGCAAGAAGGCCACAACUUUACAGACGGUUAAGGUGCCGAGGAGCAAUGUUUUGGACCAAGUACAGAGCUUUUUACCACAGUUGGCCCAGGCAAAUGAUGAACUGAAAAGAAAAAUGGUAACAGCACCCGCUCAUCAGUUUGAUAUUGAACAUCUAGACAAUGAAACAGAAAAAGUUAUAGAAAUGAAUGUGGCUGUAGUUGAACUGAGUGAUUCUGAUACAGAUGAACAGUUGCUGACUUCAGAAGAUGACUCGGAAUCUGAUGAAGAUGACUCAGUAAUUGAUGAAGUGACAGUAGACAACAUUAAGUUUCCUAAACAAAAGGGAGAAAAGGGCAAAAUAGAAAUUUUGGACAGCAAAGCAAAUGAGUAAAUCCAUUUUAUUUUACUUUAAGAAAUUCCAAACCAACCAAAUCAUGUUUUCUCACUUCAAAGAGUUGUCCCUUAAAACUACUUUGUUUCUCAGUGUAGCAUCUCUCAGGUUCCUGUGAAAUGCUAUAGUUUAUAUGGUGGAGAGUUCAGGAUCCACUCAUAGCUGGGGAAGGCUGGGUUUCUGAAGAAUUAAGUGCAAUUUUAUUCAUCAAAUAACAGGGAAAUGCACUUCAUAGUAGAUUACACCAAGAAAACAGCUAGAGUAAAGGGGCACUUUAAAGUUAAAAAUUCUUGUUCUGUUGCUUUGUUGAAGAAAGACCUUUUUUUUACAGGAAGAUAGAAGUUUUUGCUUCAAGGGCAAGAAAGAAUCAACUAUGAAAAAAAGCUUUCCAUGUAUUGUGAAGUGUUAUGUACACUCUCUUUACUAUUAAACAUGAUCUUUAAGUACCCUAGAGGUAUGUCUACAUUGCAUUAAUGGCUGUAACUGCUCAACACUGGAGCCGUGGCUGAGCUCAUUUCCAGCUGAGCCAGCCUGGGUAAGGACAGCCAUGAGCAGAGAGUUCAGCAAAGGGUUACUUAGUACUUAACCCUGUGCGCCUGCACUGAGCUCCACACCAGCAUAGGGAGCUUACAGGCUCCUCUGGGAAACCUUUGUGGCUGUGGUGCAAACACCCUCCAUACUCAAAGGAUCAAGGCUGCCUUUGGGGUGUUAAGAUGGCUUUAAGCUACAUUUCUCAUCCCCCAAUUUUCCUGCCACGUUUCCAGUCUCCAUUUUGUUAACUGUCACUGACAGAAGGAUGAAAAGAUGAAUUUUCAGCUGGCCUAUACUUAAGUUGGCUUGACACAAUUGUGAAACCAGAAUCAGUGAAAAUGUGUCCCAUUUAUAUUUACCUUGGAUUGAUCAAAUACAAUGGUUUGGGCUAUUACAUUUACUUCAUAGAUCAGUCUGGAUUUCAGAAGUAUCUGUCAUGCUCCUGGAUGUCAUUGUUUCUUAAAGGAACUUUGUAUUUUCUUCGCCAUUAAAGUAAAAUUUUCUAUACUGUAUUUGCUCAAAUAAUAAACCUAAUGUCAUUAAUUGAAA
Haemorhous mexicanus (house finch) is the source of this 1665-nucleotide messenger RNA. RefSeq names its product NOP protein chaperone 1 (gene NOPCHAP1). The coding region runs from base 16 to 585 and encodes 189 amino acids. Lineage: Eukaryota; Metazoa; Chordata; Aves; Passeriformes; Fringillidae. Gene Ontology annotation, molecular function: box C/D methylation guide snoRNP complex binding. The record is from RefSeq and is a predicted model, not a curated record. The transcript is spliced from 4 exons. Gene Ontology annotation, biological process: box C/D snoRNP assembly.